AGCAGUCCACCUAAGACUUCUCUCCAUAUAUGUUCUCUAUUGCACUUUCUUCCCGAUUCAUCUCUGUCUCUAACCAUCAGCUAUGAAUUGGUGGCUUCAAAUAUUGGCCACCAUAACUAUAAGCCUGCUAUUAUCAUCCCCAUCUUCUUCCCAUCCUCUCUCUCAAGAUUUUUCCUCAAUCCCUGAACCUCCUUUUGAUCCCUCUAAUACAUGGGGAGGUUUCUCUCAAUUCCAAGAUGCUCCCCUAGGUUCCAACAUAACUGGCAUGGUGGAAUUGAAGAAGUACUUUCAGCGAUUCGGGUACCUUCUAAACCCUCCGAAUUCAUCGGAAACCCUGACCGAUUGCUUCGAUGAGGAGUUCGAGUCGGCUGUUCGGACGUAUCAGGCCAGGCUCAGUCUAUCGGUCACGGGACGGCUCGACCCCGAUACCCUGGCCCAAGUCAUGACCCCUAGGUGUGGCAUGCCUGACAAAGGCCUUGGUGGCCCCUUCCAUGAAGUUGGACACUAUGCCUUUUUUCCUGGGGUGCCCAAGUGGCCUAGAGGGAAGAAAGCCCUAACUUAUGGGAUCUCACCCACCAACAUGGUGAACUAUUUGGACAUGGAAGAUGUUAGGAUGGCCCUUUCUAGGGCUUUUGAUAGGUGGUCCAACGUGAUCCCACUAAAUUUUACUGAAACACAGGACUACUAUGGAGCUGACAUAAAAAUAGGGUUUUUUAGUGGGGAUCAUGGGGAUGGUCAGCCCUUCGAUGGGGUUCUAGGCAUAUUGGCCCAUGCCUUCUCUCCAAGCAAUGGGAAUUUUCACUUGGAUGCAUCAGAGACUUGGUCCACUGAUUUUGGGGUGCAAAAGUCUAGGGUUGCCAUUGAUUUGGAGUCAGUGGCCACACAUGAGAUAGGACACUUGCUAGGUCUAGGGCACUCUAAAGAGAAAGAGGCAAUUAUGUAUCCUAGUCUCUCACCCAGGACUAAAAAGAUGGAAUUGAGGUCUGAUGAUAUUAUUGGGGUGCAAUCCCUUUAUGGGUCUAACCCUAAUUUUGACCCUAACUUAUUGACACAAUCUGAUUUGUUAUCAAACCUUGGGGGUGAGGGAAUUAGGGGAACAUGGAGUGUGUUGCUUGUGCUAGGGUUGGGGUUUCUCAUUUGUUGCUUGUGAUUGUUAACUUUCUUCCCUCUUUUGUAAUUCUUUGCUUUUGGGGGAGGGAGAGUCAUUGAUUCUUGAUGUACUAUACAUUCUUUACUGUAUAUUAUAUGAA
Messenger RNA from Amborella trichopoda, 1250 nucleotides. RefSeq names its product Matrixin family protein. The record is from RefSeq and is a predicted model, not a curated record. Gene Ontology annotation, cellular component: extracellular matrix. Lineage: Eukaryota; Viridiplantae; Streptophyta; Magnoliopsida; Amborellales; Amborellaceae. Gene Ontology annotation, molecular function: zinc ion binding; metalloendopeptidase activity. Gene Ontology annotation, biological process: proteolysis; extracellular matrix organization; collagen catabolic process.